Molecule: messenger RNA, 645 nt
Organism: Pelobates cultripes (western spadefoot toad)
Lineage: Eukaryota; Metazoa; Chordata; Amphibia; Anura; Pelobatidae
Source: the annotation of a GenBank genome assembly
AUGACGGACGAACGCCAAACCACCACAGGGUGCCCAGGCCCACCAGGGCAAACUCCGCACAGCACCAUCCCAAACAUUCUGCAGCAGCUGGAUGACAUCCUCCAAGCCUUUUGGCGCAAACUGCAGGACCGCACCACAGUCCAUCCACCUCACCUGCAUGAGAAGGGGCAGAGCAGACUCCCAUGGGAGAAACCGAAGCCACAUGCGGCGACUCGCUAUCUGACCACCCUACCUGAGCUGAGAGCACUCCGAGGCAUAGCCCCCACGCGUCGACCACGCAGGCUAUUCUGGCGCAAGCUGGAAAGCAGAGCGCACCCACCUGCCUCACAAGUGCCAAGCAGCCAUCUACUUAAAAAGCAGCCUCAACAAGGGAGAAUGAACUUAAAAGCCCCGACUGAGAACCGGUCCCUAAAAUGGUGGCGGACACAGCAGCGUACUCUAUCCCAGUGCAAGAAGACAAACGUCCACAUGAAACACCGCCAGGAACAUAAAGCACAAAUGCAGAACAAGAACAUGCAAACUUACCACGCUCCAGUCCAGCCUCAAACAAUGCAAGUAAGCCAGCUAUUAUCAACAUAUGGUUACGGAGACCCACAUGCGACUUACACACAGCCUCAGCGGUUAUGCAGAUCGGGGGUCGGUUGA